Messenger RNA from Purpureocillium takamizusanense, 984 nucleotides. RefSeq lists its product as uncharacterized. Lineage: Eukaryota; Fungi; Ascomycota; Sordariomycetes; Hypocreales; Ophiocordycipitaceae. The coding region runs from base 1 to 984 and encodes 327 amino acids. The record is from RefSeq and is a predicted model, not a curated record. The transcript is spliced from 2 exons. Gene Ontology annotation, biological process: secondary metabolic process.
AUGGUUACCCUCCAAGCCGUCCACGCUUCCAACGACCGUCUUAGAGCGGCUGGCCCUGGCCUGGUCGCCGUUUUCCUCGGCGCCACCUCUGGCAUUGGCCAGAAUGCUCUGAGGCUGUUCGCCGAGCGCACUAUCGAGCCGCGGAUAUACAUUGUCGCCAGAAACGCCAAAACCAUAGGUCCUUUCAUCGAAGAGCUGCAGGACAAGAACCCCGGCGGCAAGUACGAGGUGAUUGAGAAAGACGUCUCUUUGUUGAAAAACGUAGACGAGGUGGCUCGCAUCGUCAGGGGAAAAGAGACCAAACUCGACCUCCUCUUCCUAUCAGUGGGCUUCUUCUCACUACAUGGUCGUCAAGAUACCAGCGAAGGGCUGGAUGCUUCCUUGACGACCAGAUACUACUCUCGGCUGCGCAUCACUCAGCUUUUGAUGCCGCUACUCAACGCCUCACCGAGUCCGCACGUCUUAUCCGUCCUUGCCGGCGGGAUGGAAGGCCCCAUCAACGAGGCCGACCUCUCCUUGUCCGACCCCAAGAACUUCUCUGUCAGCGCUGGCAACAAUCACUCCGCGACCAUGUCGACACUAGCAUUCGAGCGCCUCGCAUCCGAGAACCCGUCCGUCAGCUUCGUGCACACCUUCCCUGGGUUGGUCUCUACACCUUUAUUAGGGCGCGUCAGCAGUGGCGUAUUGGGUACGGUGAUCCGCUGGGUGGUUAUGCCUUUGAUGAAGCUCUUCGUCACGACGCCCGCCGAGGCCGGUGCGAGGGCGCUGUUCCACGGCACGAGCUCCCGGUACAGUGUCGAUGGCGGGCUCGUACCCCUCUUGUAUGGCCUGGAAAAGGCCACCACAAGCAAGGGUGGCGUGUUCCUCGUUGAUCCAAAGGGUGAUAGUGCCGACAGUGAAAAGGUACUCGGGGACUUGAGGGAAAGGGGCGUGGAUAAGCUGGUAUGGGAGCAUACCAUGGAAGUAUUCGACUCGGUCCAGUGA